AUGUUCUUUCCUCGUUUGUUCCAUGGCCUGCCAUCGGAGGAGCAAGCACGGCUGGUGCGUGAGGAGGCAGAACGUGAGAGACAACGAGUGCAAGAGGAGCAAGAGCAGCUUGCUCGCGAAGAGGCGGAACAACAGAUGCGAGAGGAAGAGGAGGCCCGGAUUGCGGAGCUGGAGGAGAUCCGGCGCCAGGCUGCAGAAGAAGAGCGGCACAGGGGCUCGGCUUCAGAUGCCCAGGCCAUACUAGAGGACAGCUUCGCAGCGGACUUCGAUUUGCAAGUCAUCGAGGUCUCGGAUGUGGACGAGGUGCCCAAGGAGUGUGACUCCAGGACGGAUGGCCCGAAGAUCGACCUGCCGGGGCCAACGGUGGAGGUCUUGGAAAGCUGGAGUGAAGAAGCCUCCUCCUCUAGCGACUUCGAGGCGUCACCGGAGAAAGACCAUGCCAAAGCGGAAGGAUGUCGUCGAGCGACCUCAGUCUCAGGUGUGCUCAGCUACUCGGUGGCGGAACCAGAGGCGGAGCUGGCGAAUGCACCCAGCCAGGAGGUGCCACAGCCAGAGGUGCCACAGGAGCGGCAGAAGCAGGUGGAGCCGCCAGUUGCAGAUGAGAGUCCAAAGCCGCUAAAGCAGCCGGUGGGACCUUCAGGCCAGGAUCAGGAGCGAAAAAGCAAGGAAGUUCCGACUCCGAGCCAAGCUCCUGUCCACCAGCCCACGGUUGCUGGCAACAGCAGCAAUGCCGUGCCAACGGUGGAGAGGAUUGACACUAGCGCAAGCGAAUCCAAUGUGGACCUGGCACAGCCUUCCAAUGCAUGCCAAAAGGCCAAGGUCAGUGUUGGGACCGUCGUGCAAGAGGAGCAGGUGAGAUCUGCGGAGGCUGCACUGAGAUGCACUGAGCUGGCAAGUCAAAGUGAGAGCAAGCAUGAUGGCGGAAUGAUGCCAGUGCCUGUGGGAGCCGCCAGCUAUUCAGCCGCCCAUGAAGCAGAAGCAGUGCUUUUGGCGAACAGAUCAGAGGCAGAAGUCUUUGCUUCCUGGCGCCAAGAGGCACGGCGGCUUGGCCGUGCCACAGCGGCGCGACCCUUCGAUGAGGAGGAAAGCCGGGCGCGGGCGGAGGAGGCCGAUGGCGAGGAGGAAAUGGAACGACACUCCGAUGUGAGAAGCCGAACUGAUGAGGAUGGAAGAAGACGACGCAGAUUAGAUUGGCCCAGGCACAGCCGGAGCAGCUCGGAGGAGGGUCAACGUGCUCAAGCACCCCGUGCCACUGGCAGCGCUUCCUCUCACAUUCGUGUGGAGGAGUUGGCCCAAAGCCGAGUUGGAAGCAAGCAAAGCUCCAAAGGCCUCAAGGGUCAGACUCCACGAGAAAGAGAGGCCUUCCUCUUGGAGGAUUCGCCGGAGGCGUCAGAUCUGCAGAAGUGGACUGAAGACCUACGGCGAUGGGCUCAGGAAGUGGAUGUGGAGGAUGAGCUCCCUGAGGCGUCACGCGAUUCAGCCACCUCCAGGCGGAAUUCCUGGAUGAAGGAGGCCGUGGAGGAUUCCUGGAGGCAAUCGCUGGCGUGGGAGAAGUCGGACCCUGCGCAGCCGUGCCUGGCGGAUCCGAAGGGAGUCAAGGAAGACGAGGACUCCGAGGAUGCGGCUUCAAGGCAUGAAGCGGCCACACGCUUUGUGGAAGCCUUCAAGGUGGGGAUACCGAGCCAUAGGCUCCGCACUCAGCCGUGUAGGUAG
Messenger RNA from Durusdinium trenchii, 1713 nucleotides. The record is from the annotation of a GenBank genome assembly. Lineage: Eukaryota; Dinophyceae; Suessiales; Symbiodiniaceae.